GCCAAUGGGCGUGAGAUAAUUUCGCGACUGAUGGCGUCGCCGGCGCGGGUUCUUCCUUUUCGGAUAUGCUGGGUUUUCUUUUCGCUCGUCAGGCAGGUGUAGAUGACCCGCUGAGGCUCCGACGGGCGGAGGCUACGAGGAGGGUAUUAAGCUUGGAGUUAAAUAAGAACAAAGAUGUUGAAAGAAUUCACGGAAGUGGAAUUAAUACCUUGGAUAUUGAACCUGUUGAAAAUCGAUAUAUGUUAUCAGGUGGUUCUGAUGGUACUAUCGUAUUGUAUGACCUUGAGAACUUUAGCAGAAUGCCAUGCUAUACCUGUAAAGUGAUUUGUUCUGUGGGAAGGAACCAUCCUGGUGUUCAUAAAUACAGCGUAGAGACUGUUCAGUGGUAUCCUCAUGAUACUGGCAUGUUUACCUCAAGUUCAUUUGAUAAAACACUGAAAAUAUGGGAUACAAAUACUUUACAGCCUGCUGAUGAAUUUCAUUUUGAUGAGACAGUAUAUAGCCAUCAUAUGUCUCCUGUUGCUACAAGACAUUGCUUAAUUGCAGUUGGUACCAAAAGCUCCAAAGUACAACUUUGUGACUUCAAGUCUGGAUCUUGUUCUCACAUUCUGCAGGGUCAUACUCAAGAAAUUCUAGCAGUAUCUUGGUCACCCCGUUAUGAAUUUAUUUUAGCAACUGGAAGUGCUGACAGUAGAGUAAAAUUGUGGGAUGUAAGGAGAGCAUCUGCCUGUCUACUCACUCUUGAUCAACAUAAUGGGGAGAAGUCAAAAGCAGCUUCUGAAGCAAUAAAUACUGCCCAUAACGGAAGAGUCAAUGGCUUAUGUUUUACCAGUGAUGGGCUUUACCUUUUGACAAUUGGUACAGAUGAUCGCAUGAGACUCUGGAAUAGUUCAACUGGAGAGAACACACUGGUAAAUUAUGGGAAGGUGAGCAAUGAAAGUAAAAAAGGACUCAGGUUUACUGUAUCACAUGGCUGCAGUUCUGAAUUUGCAUUUGUGCCGUGCGAUAGCACUGUUGCUGUUUACACAAUUUAUUCAGGAGACCUAAUAACUACACUUAGGGGACAUUACAGUUCAGUUGACUGCUGUGUCUUUCAACCUAAUUUUCAGGAACUUUAUAGCAGUGGCAGAGAUGGCAAUAUUCUUGCCUGGGUGCCAUAUUUGAGGGAACCAGAACCUGAUGAUACUCAUUCUGAAAAGUUGCCUUCUAAGCAGUGCUUAAAUUCUGCAUAUGAAGAUGCAUGGAGCAGCAGUGAUAGUGAGGCUGGAUGAAUUCUUAAAUGACUAUUAACAUAAAGAUGAUAAAUAAUCACGCCAAUAGACGUGACUAUCAGGACCAGAUGCAGCUAUGGCUUUCAGGUUCUUAACAUAAGAUUUCAUGAAUAAUUUCCUUUUUUCUCUUUUGUCAUUGGCAAAUUUUACCCAACCAACAUGUUUACAUUUUCAUUUACAAUGAAGUAAGAAUGCAUUUCUUUGUAUGCAUUUGCUCUCUUCUGUAAAAAUACAAUCAACCUGCUCAUAUUUUGUUCUUCAUUGAUACCCAAUGUACCCAUUGGGUUACAUUGAUACCCAUUCAUAUGACAAAAUCUUUGUCUUAGAAUUUCUUAUAAAGAGUUGCACUUUGUAUAGGUGUAAUAUUUUCAUGGUUGGAAAAAUAGGAUAUGAAUAAAAGCUGAACAUCUUUAAGACUCAAUUAAUUGUCAAAUUAAGAAUGACAAAAAUAUAUAAGAAAUUGCUUAUAAAAAUGUAACUAUUUGCCUCUCUCUUAAGAGCAAUCCAAUAAAUCCACUUGGUCUCCAA
Pantherophis guttatus is the source of this 1799-nucleotide messenger RNA. It is a transcript of the gene ERCC8, whose product is annotated as ERCC excision repair 8, CSA ubiquitin ligase complex subunit. Lineage: Eukaryota; Metazoa; Chordata; Lepidosauria; Squamata; Colubridae. Gene Ontology annotation, cellular component: nucleotide-excision repair complex; Cul4A-RING E3 ubiquitin ligase complex. Gene Ontology annotation, molecular function: protein binding. Gene Ontology annotation, biological process: protein polyubiquitination; proteasome-mediated ubiquitin-dependent protein catabolic process; transcription-coupled nucleotide-excision repair. The record is from RefSeq and is a predicted model, not a curated record.